AUGACGCUUCACAAAUUCGACACCAUAGAUGACAUCUUCCACGCGGCUUUAGAGGUUGAGAGGGAGCUCAAAGAGAACUCAUUCAUGGCUACCCAACCCAAGGCCACUAAGGGUUUCCAAAAACAUCCUCCAAGGUAUGAAGGCAGAGGUGACAAGGUUAAGGGAAAAGUUGAUACUACGAAACCAACAAAGAAUAGACAAUCUCCGCCUUAUAGACGACCGAUAGGUAUUCAAAUAUCUGAGGGUCGGUUUGUUGACGCGACAGCACAACCCUCAUAUUCUAGGUCGUCCGAGGAUUUGAUACCUACUCCUACGCAUGUGGGGACACUAUAUGGGUAUACACUGACUCAUUCUGCAUCUAUGAUCGUGCCACCACCAGCACAGUACUAUCAGAUGGCCGCUGGCCCCUCCAAACAUCUACUAUCAUCGAUACCCUCCUACAGCACUCACGCAACUUCACACAGUGAUUCUGCUGGAUCUAUUGGGUUGUUGGAUCUUCAGCUUGGAGGCACUCCAUCUGGUACUUCAGAUACGCCCACGCCAGUACAUCCACCAUCACUUACUAGGCAGCCAAGAGACAGAGAUGAUUCUGGGAAGAUUUAUCUUGUUCCAGUUGCGAGAGGGUUUAGGCUGGAUGUUGGAGUUGGACAAAAGGCGCGUAUAUGCAUUACUCGGCACUUCAACGGCUACUAGACCAGCUGGCAAA
Molecule: messenger RNA, 706 nt
Organism: Capsicum annuum
Lineage: Eukaryota; Viridiplantae; Streptophyta; Magnoliopsida; Solanales; Solanaceae
Exons: 3
Coding region: 1-693 (230 amino acids)
Source: RefSeq, a predicted model, not a curated record